This is a messenger RNA of Cyclopterus lumpus (lumpfish), 6356 nucleotides long. RefSeq names its product diacylglycerol kinase zeta-like. The transcript is spliced from 37 exons. Gene Ontology annotation, cellular component: nucleus. Bases 435 to 4187 code for a protein of 1250 amino acids. NCBI's taxonomy places the organism in Eukaryota, Metazoa, Chordata, Actinopteri, Perciformes, Cyclopteridae. Gene Ontology annotation, molecular function: ATP-dependent diacylglycerol kinase activity; protein binding. Gene Ontology annotation, biological process: regulation of synaptic transmission, glutamatergic; diacylglycerol metabolic process; intracellular signal transduction. The record is from RefSeq and is a predicted model, not a curated record.
CUCCAACCUCCUCACAUUCUUCUCCUCGCCACCCCCAAUCUGUGUGGAGGAAGAGAACGAGAUGCUGACCGGCUGCUCCAGGUCUUUCACCGGACUCAAGCUCUUCACCAGGAGACCAGCAGUGACUCUCCUCCCAUUAGCAGUCACAGUACACCACGGUUUAGCGUGCGCUCUGUAGACAGAUAGAAGAGAAAAGCGAGUGGAAGUAUAGAUGGAUAACUUUCUCCUCCUUUCUCAAGGAAACACAUUUAAUAAACAGAGCAUUUCUAAAGGAAGACUGAAGAGAGGGAUAGGAGCUGCACAAUCACCAAUCCCCAUGAAUACAUCCAACAUCAUCUGAACUGAGACCUGACCUUUAACCUUGAGCUGCCUAUCAGAUACUACUUUACUACAUACCAGUUUGGUACCUUUCCUAUUGCAACGCACUCCCUGACAUGAUGGAUUUCUUCUUCCAACACCGUUUCCGCCGUCGGCAGAAAAGACCGAAGCAUCAGCCCGGUCCUGCUCUUCAGACCAGUAAAGCCAGGAGGCGCUCUAGUGUCGGUCUACCCUCUGCAGCAUUGGUGCAGUCCAGACGCUCCUCUGUUGGUUUACCUCCGGUUUGUGCUGACCAGCGCAGGCGGCCCAGUGUUGGCUUACUGGUGGCCAGUGGACAGAGGAGACAGGGAGGAUUAACAAACACUAGUGAAGCAAAGGGAGAAUCUAAGAGAGCAGAAGUAGUCGUGGAGAGAGGAAGAGGAGCAUUUGAGGUUAAAGCCUCUGGCUCAGUGCCUUGCAUACAUCGAGGGAUGGCGAUGCGACAUCGACGUUUUAAAGUCAAGUCUAUUGAACCUCAUUUACUCGGAUCCUCAAUGUUACUUGCGAGUGUAGUCAAGAUGGGCAUAGGAGUGGAGGGGAAGAAGGAGCAGGAGGAACUGGAGCCCCCCCCAUGUUCCUGUUCGGAUUCAGAUGGAGAGGAAGGGAGCGAUGAAGAUGAAGACGUGAAGAACACACCUGUAAGCUUCAGGUCUGCCACUCAGAUGCACUUAACCCAGGUAGUCAGGAUGGAAAACAUCACACCCCGCCCCUUGCUCCGCCCUCCUCGCUGUCUGAGACGAAACUCCUCCCACCUUCUUCCAGCUGACUCUGUGUUUCGGAGCAGUGACGGUUAUGGAGUUUAUGGUCGCUAUAAUAGCCGAAGGUCAAGUCAAGUUCACCGGACUUUAAAUAAGCAGAUCCAGACUGCCAGGACCAGCCCUAGUCUGGGUCAGCUGGCCUCAGCAGGUCUGAGCGCUGAGACGCAUGUGUCCUCCUCGGGGUCUACACUCCAGAAGAGACUGGGGAAACCAGAGGAAACCAUGUACUAUGAUCCUUAUCUGGACACAUGGGAGAACUUCCUGUCGAAAGCGAUAUCUAAGUCCGGCCUGCACCAGCUGCCCUGUCAGCCCAGUACGUCCCUGAACCGGAGCGACCCGGAGGCAGAUGUCCGCAGCACUUUGGACUGGACUGAGUCAGCGGUGUGUGGAGACCAUAUCUGGUUUGAGACCAGUGUGUCUGGAGACUACUGCUAUGUGGGAGAGCAACACUGUAUUGCCAGAGCACUGCAAAAGUCCAUCAGUAGAAGGAAGUGUGCUGCAUGUAAGAUAGUGGCCCACACCAUCUGUAUAGAACAACUGGAGAAGAUUAAUUUCAGGUGUAAACCGUCUUUCAGAGAAUCCGGCUCGAGGAACAUCCGAGAGCCCAUCGGGGUGCGUCAUCACUGGGUGCAUCGGAGACGGCAGGAAGGCAAAUGUAAACAAUGUGGGAAGGGCUUCCAGCAGAAGUUUGCUUUCCACAGCAAAGAGAUCGUGGCCAUCAGCUGCUCCUGGUGCCAACAGGCUUACCACAACAAGGUGUCCUGCUUCAUGCUGCAGCAGAUUGAGGAGGCUUGUCCAAUAGGAGCUCACGCUGCUCUUAUAGUGCCACCCACAUGGAUCAUUCGAGUCCGGCGCCAUCAGUCGUCUAUGAAGUCCAGUAAGAAGAAGAAGAGAACAUCGUUCAAGAGGAAAAGUAGCAAGAAAGGAGCCGAGGACGGACGGCAAUGGAGGCCGUUUUUAAUCCGACCCAUCCCUGCACCACUGAUGAAGCCACUGCUGGUGUUUGUCAACCCCAAGAGCGGAGGAAACCAGGGUAAUAAGAUCCUGCAGUCUUUCAUGUGGUAUCUGAACCCCAGACAGGUAUUUGACCUGAGCCAAGGAGGACCAAAGGAGGGCCUGGAGCUGUAUCGUAAAGUCCAUAACCUAAGGAUCAUGGCCUGUGGAGGAGACGGCACUGUGGGCUGGAUCCUGUCUUGUCUUGAUGAACUGGCAAUAAAUCCUCAACCUCCUGUUGCCGUGUUGCCCCUUGGGACAGGAAAUGACCUCGCCAGGACCCUGAACUGGGGAGGGGGCUAUACGGAUGAACCUCUGUCUAAGAUCCUCUCCCAUGUUGAAGAUGGAACGGUUGUCCAGCUAGACAGAUGGAAUCUACAGGUUGACCCAAACCACAGUGCAGGGGUUGAACCGGACGAACAGCAAACGGAUAAGCUUCUUCUAGAUGUGUUCAACAAUUACUUCAGUCUUGGGUUUGAUGCCCAUGUGACUCUAGAGUUCCACGAGUCAAGAGAAGCCAACCCGGAGAAGUUUAAUAGUCGUUUUAGGAAUAAGAUGUUCUACGCCGGGACAGCCUUCUCAGAUUUCCUGAUGGGAAGCUCCAAAGACCUGUCUAAGCACAUCAAACUGGUGUGUGACGGGACAGAUCUGACAUCAAAGGUCCAGGACCUGAAGCUGCAGUGCCUGGUCUUCCUCAACAUCCCCAGAUACUGUGCAGGUACCACGCCUUGGGGGACCCCCGGUGAACAUCACGACUUUGAACCUCAGCGCCAUGAUGAUGGAUUCAUCGAGGUCAUUGGAUUCACCAUGACCUCACUGGCUACUCUCCAGGUUGGAGGUCAUGGAGAACGGUUGAACCAGUGCAGAGAAGUCACCCUCACCACCACAAAGCCUCUCCCAGUCCAGGUGGAUGGUGAACCGUGCAGGCUGGCUCCCUCUGUGAUCCACAUCAGCCUCAGAAACCAGGCCAACAUGGUGCAGAAGACCAAGCGCCCGACCUCCCUCCCUCACCUCAACGAUCAGCAGCCGGUCCCAGAGAGGCUGAGGAUCCGGGUCAGCAGGAUCAGCAUGGCGGACUACGAGGCUCUGCACUAUGACAAGGACAAGCUCCGACAAGCAUCCAUUCCUCUGGGACUGAUUGUGGUUUCUGGAGACAGCGACUUAGAAACCUGCAGAGAACACAUCCAGCGUCUCCAGUCGGACUUGUGUUCUCUCCAUCUCUCCUUCAGAUGCUUGGGACUGCAGGAGGAGGCAGCCAAGCCAAAGAGUCUUUCCUCGCAAAGAUUAUCUCCAAAGUGGUGUUUCCUAGACUCUACAACGGCAGAUCGUUUCUACAGGAUAGACAGAGCACAGGAACAUCUCAACUACGUGUCAGAAAUCUCCCAAGAAGAGAUUUUCAUCCUGGACCCUGAACUGGUUGUCAUGAUGACAAUAGGCACCUCCCCAUCAGCCAUGCCGGACCUGGUUAACUCCGCCUCCAGCCUGGUAAACAGCAGUUCUUUCCAGAGGCAGCGAGUGAACAGUGACAGUGAAGCACACGACACAACACCUGUGGCCAGCAAACUCAGCAGGGCGGGCUGCAUCCAUCGCUCCAACACUACUGCUGCUGACUUUAAACCAAGACUGAGACAGGAGAAGACCAGUGAGACGGGCGGAGAGCAAGAGAUGUUGAUCGAGUGUGUGAAGAACAAGGACGGGAAGAAGCUGCAGGAGCUGCACCAGCAGGGGGCGGACCUCACGGCGCUGGACUUCUCCGGCUGCAGUUUGCUGCACCAUGCCGUCGCCACAGGGAGCAAAGAGAUGGUCCGCUACCUCCUGGACAAUGCUCCGACCGACCUGCUCGAUGUCACAGAAAAACUACAGGGGGAGACGGUUCUCCACCUAGCUGCAUCCCUGUGUCACAGGACCAUCUGCCACUACCUCGUAGAAGCAGGAGCAUCACUGAUGAAAACAGACCUGCAGGGGGAGACUCCUAAGAACCGGGCGGAGAAGGCUCAGGACUCUGAACUGGCGGCUUAUCUGGAGAACAGACAGCAUUACCAGAUGAUCCAAAGAGAAGACCAGGAGACGGCAGUCUGAAAGGCUGGAACUCUUCACAGCUCCCUCCUCAUCCUCAACAGACACACAGAUAGCUACAAUAACACAAUGAUGACAUUGACAGUUACACUGAGGUUUGAAUAUUAUGCCAAUGAGGGGGAAGAUAAACAGGGAGAUUAUGAGACGCCUAUGAAGUCACCAUUUCCAUUUAUGGGAGUCCACAUGUUCGGACUUACUCCUUCUCCAACUCUUUUGUAUCAAAGAAAUGUAAAGGACUCCACUCUGGAACUAAACGUGAUAAGGCCUCGUGUCAGACAGUAAAGGCUCAUGUCAUGGUUGAACAUCCUCAGGAAAUGUAAUUAAUGAUGUCCAACCAUGGAGUCACAAUCUAACAAAGUUUUGUUUCCUUGAGGUUAUGGAAUAUCAGCGCACUGUUGACAUUUGAUGUUUGAAUAUCUGCAGUUAACUUUGUAAUACCUUGAAUGGAGCAAAGUGUUUCCUAAGUCUCAUGUCCACAGAGAGAUGAGGGCUUCUGACCAUCAGGAGGAGGUCUCAUGUCCACAGAGAGAUGAGGGCUCCUGACCAUCAGGAGGAGGUCUCAUGUCCACAGAGAGAUGAGGGCUCCUGACCAUCAGGAGGAGGUCUCAUGUGGUCUCAUGUCCACAGAGAGAUGAGGGCUCCUGACCAUCAGGAGGAGGUCUCAUGUGGUCUCAUGUCCACAGAGAGAUAAGGCCUCCUGACCAUCAGGAGGAGGUCUCAUGUCCACAGAGAGAUAAGGCCUCCUGACCAUCAGGAGGAGGUCUCAUGUCCACAGAGAGAUAAGGCCUCCUGACCAUCAGGAGGAGGUCUCAUGUGGUCUCAUGUCCACAGAGAGAUAAGGCCUCCUGACCAUCAGGAGGAGGUCUCAUGUCCACAGAGAGAUGAGGGCUCCUGACCAUCAGGAGGAGGUCUCAUGUCCACAGAGAGAUAAGGCCUCCUGACCAUCAGGAGGAGGUCUCAUGUGGUCUCAUGUCCACAGAGAGAUAAGGCCUCCUGACCAUCAGGAGGAGGUCUCAUGUGGUCUCAUGUCCACAGAGAGAUGAGGGCUCCUGACCAUCAGGAGGAGGUCUCAUGUGGUCUCAUGUCCACAGAGAGAUAAGGCCUCCUGACCAUCAGGAGGAGGUCUCAUGUCCACAGAGAGAUGAGGGCUCCUGACCAUCAGGAGGAGGUCUCAUGUCCACAGAGAGAUAAGGCCUCCUGACCAUCAGGAGGAGGUCUCAUGUGGUCUCAUGUCCACAGAGAGAUAAGGCCUCCUGACCAUCAGGAGGAGGUCUCAUGUGGUCUCAUGUCCACAGAGAGAUAAGGCCUCCUGACCAUCAGGAGGAGGUCUCAUGUGGUCCAGACUGAACACAGACUAAGGCAGCUCUGUGGUUUUUAACGUCUCAAUAAUUUCUUUCUUACCUCAGCCGUACCACGUCAUCAACAUAGUGAACAUGCUGUUAUUAGUUGAUUUAUAUCAACAUAUUCUAGAGAUAAUUAUGAUUCAUAUGUUAGAGAAUAAUCAAAGUGAUGUAUUCCUGGUACCUGUGCUGAAGAAUUGGACUUUAGACAUUCUUUUUGUGACUAAUAUUUCCAAAGAUAAGUUAUGUCAAGUUAGAUCAAAUGGGCGUGUGCGUCUACUUUAGAAAAAUGGAAAUGUAUUUUGUUAUGAUUGUUUUUUGUAAAAUCCAGUCUCAAAUCCUGUAUUAUGGAUUAUUAUAAUUUGUUGUGCCAAACGUUAGAGCUUGUUGACGUUUAAAGAUACAGUACACACACAUCCUUGGCUAUUAAAAGUGUAAUGUGAGCUGUGAUGAGUUCAACAGCAACACUGAGGAACAUUUCUGGUGCACGCAAAGUCAAACUGAAGCUGUCCUCAGUACUGAAGGAGCACUGAGAGGACCAGCUGACCAGCUCAGGUCCAACCCUUGUUCACUCGUAUUAGAGCAGAGAAGGUCUGUUGAGGAUCUCGGUCUCUGUAGAGGACUUGUUCACAGCCACGGCUGGAGCCACGUCUCCUGCCUCCUGACGAGCAGCUCCUCGUGAACCUGUGCAGUCUGUGUUCUCUCAUGUCCACAGGUAACACUUCUAUCUUCUCUUUCUAUUCCUGCAUUGGUGCAUUCAAGUCUUUGUCAUUUGUGAAAUGUGUUUUUGAGAUUAAUACGAAGACAAUAAAAGAAGAAAGUUAAUUUGAAA